GUAAAAGCGUCAAUCGCCCGCCCCCUGCCCCCCUGUCAGCAACACGUCAGGGACCGCAGCCUUCCCGCUCUGCUGCUUGGCUGGAGCUCCAUCGAAGCUGCCUGUCCGGACGGAUUUACCUACACUACACUACACUACGAUCUUCAUACUUCCGACCAGAAGCUGCUCGCAUCAACAGCCUCCCUAACACUUUCACACCCUCCUUUCCACCCUUUUAGAGCGGAUUGGAUUCUGGACUCAUAAUACACCCCCACUAAACCGGCACCAUGUCUCUCCGGCCGAUAAUUACCUUCAAGGCCGGCAUCUGCGAGGUCGACCAAUCUACCAAGCCAUACAAGGUGAAACCGUCACCACGACCCGGCUACAUCUACCUCUACCAAGCUUCCGACGAUGACCUCCUUCACUUCUGCUGGCGCGAGCGCAGCGUCCCCGCAGACCAGCCCGAACUCGACCUCACCAUGAUCCCCGGCGACGGCACCUUUGUCCCCGUCGAGCCAUCCUCCGAGACCCCGUCCGCCAGGACCCAGGGCCGCAUCUUUGUCCUCAAGUUCGAGUCCUCCUCCACAAGACACCUCUUCUGGCUACAGUCGCACCCCCAGAGCAGCAGCGGCGACGCGACCUGGCUGUCCCCGCGCGACCGCAAGAUCGGCGAGAUCGUGAACAACCUGCUGCAGGGCGACGAGGUCGACGUCAACGCAGAGCUCGCCUCGGUGGGGAACGGCGGCGGCGGCUCUGGCGGCCGCCGGGAUGCGGACGGUGACGAGUCCAUGGAGGAUACCCAGGGCCAUGGCGGCGACCGGUCUGAGCCUGGCAGUGGCGGCGCUGGUGCGGAUGCCACGGGCGGUGACGUUCGGGAAGAGGGCGAAGAGGCGCGGGAGGGUGGCUCUGACGGUGCGAGAGCUGCUAGCAACAUAGCCCCCGACGCCGCAGCAGCGGUGCGCAACUUCCUCAACUCGCUCAACCCGGGCGGCCAGGGCGGCGCCCCCGGCGGCCAGCACCCGGCAGAGGGCAAAGCGUACCCGCUCCUGAGCGACCUCCUGGAGGCGCCGACGACGGUGCCCAUGGUGCGGGCGGCGGAGGAGGGCUACAUCGACAGCCUGCUGUACUUCCUGCCGCCCUCGGUGCUGGUGCUGGCGCAGCAGGGCGAAGGGGCGGCGCCCGACGUCGUCGAGGGCGAGCCUGGCGCCGAGUCGGCGGCGGCGGCCAUCGCGGCCAUGACGCCGGGCCAGAAGAAGGCUCUGCUCGAGAAGGUGCUGCGGUCGCCGCAGUUCCACCAGUCGCUCGCCAGCCUCACCAUGGCGCUGCGCGACGGCGGCCUGCCGUCCAUCGCCGAGGCGCUCGGCGUCAAGGUCGAGAACGGGGGCUACAUGCGGGGUGGGGGCAUGCCGCUCGGCGGUGGCGAUGCCGUGGAGGCGUUUGUCGAGGGCGUCAAGAAGAGCGUGCAGGACAAGUAGCCUGUCGGGCGGUUCUAGCAAGGGGUUCGGCCUACCUGUUUAGGUGGCAGGCACCCUUGGGCUGAUGCUGUGUCAUCUGGGGACGGGCUCGCUGAGCUGGGGUGGGCUUUGCUGUUGCCUACUUCCAUCCAUGUCUUGUUCAUAGGACUCGUCUGGCGUGGGCACAUAUGAUCAUAGAGAGGCAUCCUAGAAAGCCAUGAAAUCCAAGAGUUCACCAUCUUUGCGCCGCAA
Molecule: messenger RNA, 1685 nt
Organism: Diaporthe batatas
Lineage: Eukaryota; Fungi; Ascomycota; Sordariomycetes; Diaporthales; Diaporthaceae
Product: proteasome regulatory particle lid subunit RPN13
Exons: 4
Coding region: 267-1454 (395 amino acids)
Biological process (GO): ubiquitin-dependent protein catabolic process
Cellular component (GO): nucleus; cytoplasm; proteasome regulatory particle, lid subcomplex
Molecular function (GO): endopeptidase activator activity; ubiquitin binding; proteasome binding
Source: RefSeq, a predicted model, not a curated record